UCAUUUCCCUGCGAGGCAGUCUACUUCCUGCUGACUGCUGCGGACAGUGUGGUGGAUGUUUUGGGAAAGCGGAGCAGUAUUGUGUAGUAACAAUAACCAAGCCAUUAUUGUAACCUAGAACGAAGUAGAAAACGAUUCGGCAAUAUGUUUUCCUUCAAUAUGUUUGACCACCCGAUUCCUCGGGCUUUCCAGAAUCGCUUCUCCACGCAGUACCGCUGCUACUCCGUGUCUAUGCUUGCGGGACCCAAUGACCGCUCGGACGUGGACAAAGGUGGAAAGAUCAUUAUGCCCCCAUCUGCCCUGGACCAGCUUAGUCGACUUAAUAUCACGUAUCCAAUGCUGUUUAAGCUGACAAAUAAAAAUUCAGAUCGCAUGACACAUUGUGGUGUGCUGGAGUUUGUUGCAGAUGAGGGCAUCUGUUAUCUUCCACACUGGAUGAUGCAGAACCUGUUGUUGGAAGAGGGGGGUCUGGUGCAGGUGGAGAGUGUCAAUCUCAUGGUGGCUACAUACUCCAAAUUCCAGCCACAGAGUCCUGAUUUCCUGGAUAUAACCAAUCCCAAAGCAGUGUUAGAAAAUGCUUUGAGAAAUUUUGCAUGUUUAACCACUGGUGAUGUGGUUGCAAUCAACUACAAUGAAAAGAUCUAUGAACUACGAGUAAUGGAAACCAAACCAGACAAGGCUGUAUCUAUCAUUGAAUGUGACAUGAAUGUGGAUUUCGAUGCCCCAUUGGGGUACAAAGAGCCAGAGAGAAGACCACAACAGCGCGAGGAGCCCACCGAAGAAGAGGCUGAUCCAAGCAGCUACGGUGAGAUGGAUUUAGGAUUCAGAGCAUUCGCUUGCUCAGGAAACCGACUUGAUGGGAAGACGAAAGGAAUUGAGCCCAGCCCAGUGCCCAUUGAUCCAAGCGACAUUAAGAGAGGGAUCCCUAACUAUGACUACAAAGUUGGAAGGAUCACAUUCAUCAGAAAUUCACGACCACAGCCAAAGAAAGUGGAUGAUGAUGAUGCUCUGAGCAGGUUCAUCGCCUUUUCAGGGGAAGGACAAUCACUGCGCAAGAAAGGAAGGAACCCUUAAGAGGAGGAGACGGCUGUGUGCUGAAGAAAGUGUAACUCGAGGCUUCCUGCUAAUUUAAGUUAUUGCUUGACUAGUAAUAAAACAUGAAUAUAAUGCUGUGUUUAAAAAUAAAUAAAUAAAUAAUAAAAAAACUGGAA
Acipenser ruthenus (sterlet) is the source of this 1211-nucleotide messenger RNA. Its product is annotated as ubiquitin recognition factor in ER-associated degradation protein 1. Bases 145 to 1074 code for a protein of 309 amino acids. Lineage: Eukaryota; Metazoa; Chordata; Actinopteri; Acipenseriformes; Acipenseridae. Gene Ontology annotation, molecular function: polyubiquitin modification-dependent protein binding. The record is from RefSeq and is a predicted model, not a curated record. Gene Ontology annotation, cellular component: VCP-NPL4-UFD1 AAA ATPase complex. The transcript is spliced from 12 exons.